AGAGAGGUACCAGCACACGUAACAAUACGCGUUUUCGGCGAGAGAAACAUUGAAGCCGUUCGUUCUUCCGAGUCGAGUCGAGUCGAUUCAAUUCUGUUCAAUUCGAUCAUCGCGAAUCUUCUCUUUUCUUCUCGAGAUUACUCUCUGGUAAGGUCUUUCAUUACCUGUGAGCAGACAAGGAGAGGCAGCCGAAAAUAUAACGUCGAACUCUUCUAGGGUUUUAAUUGAUUGUGAUCUACUUCUUUACUUUAUUGCGAUUCUUUCUCGAUUGAUCUCUGAAUAUUUUCUGCUGAAUUUUUCGAUCUGUACGUUGUUUCUUGAUUCACCGAUUUAGUUUGUGAUAUCUGAGAUUUCUGGGGUUUGACUUUGGAAUAUCAAGAAGGUGAAAGGAACUUAAAAGAAAGUUGUUGAGUCCAUUAUUUCUGUUAUCUUUUUGGGGGUUUAGGGUUUGGAGAUCUGUUUUCUUUGGUUCUUGUUUUUGUUUUUCUUUUUAGUUUUUUUUUGUUUUUGAUUGUGAAGAGUUGUGGUUGUUAAACAAAUGGCGGCAGGGCGAGUUGAUGUUUUGAGAAGAAGUGAUUUCUAUGGCCACCCUAAAAAAGAAUACAAUCAUCUUACGAACGGUGCUCGUGGUUUGAAGUCAAGCCGGGGGCAAAGUAACGGUAGAAAGCAUGUAUUCAAUACAUCCCCACCUGAGCAUAACUUGGGUGUCAAAGAAAGGGAUGGGUACCGAGUUUCCCCUAACGAACUCAAUAUCAGUUACCAACGAGGUGAAACACAAACGGAGAGAGAGGUUCAAUUGCCUCCUCAAAAGAAAAGGAAGUUUUCCCCAAUUAUAUGGGACUUGGAAGACAAAGGAGUCAGAAUCUCUUCUAGGAACAUGCUUGUAUCUUCAAGUGCCACUUUGUCCCCACCAAGACCGGAUGGUGGUAUGGUGGACAUUGUCUCAGACGAGGGUCGUCUCGAAUGUCCAGUCUUAGAGAAUCAGGUGCUUCAAUCAGUUAAGCCUCACGACCCUGAGUCGUUGGCACUUGUGUUAUCUCCAUUGCAUCAGGAGCAGAAUGCGGUUGAUAAAUUUGAAGAUCAGAUGGAGGAAGAAGAGCUAGUUCAGGUACCUAAUAUUGUGACAUCAAGGUGGGCAUCGGAGAUUGAUUCUCCAAAAGAAAUAUCUUCAUCUGAUAGUAAACAGGGCAGGGGGAGUUCCACUCCUGAGAGUGGGGAGUUUUUGAGGGAGGACUCUGAAGGACAUAGGGCCAGAUCAUCUGGAUCUUAUCAAAGGGAUUCAUCUGCAGGAGAUGAAUACUCAGAGUUUGAGAGUGGAAAUCUUAUAGAUACCGAUGAUAAACAGGGGGAGAGUACUUAUGUUGACGAGUCAGACUCAAAUGCAGAAGAAGCUACUGCUCUUAGUCAGGGAGAUAGAAAUUUGUGGCAUGGUAGUAGAAGUGUAUUUGAAUAUGAGAAGUUGAAUAAAAUAAAUGAAGGCACUUAUGGAAUUGUGUAUAGAGCCAGGGAUAAGAAGACCGGAGAAAUUGUGGCCCUGAAAAAGGUGAAAAUGAAUAUUGGAAAGGAAAUGGAAUAUGAGUUUCCAUUGACUUCUUUGAGGGAAAUUAACAUUCUUAUGUCCUUUAAUCAUCCUGUGGUUGUGAAUGUUAAAGAAGUGGUGGUGGAUGACUCUGAUAUUGUUUUUAUGGUCAUGGAGCAUGUGGAACAUGAUAUUAAGGGGAUAAUGGAGACAAUGAAGCAGCCUUUCAGUACUAGUGAAGUCAAAUGCCUAAUGCUACAAUUAUUGGAGGGUGUAAAAUAUCUUCAUGAUAAUUGGAUCAUUCACAGGGAUCUGAAACCAUCAAAUCUUCUUUUUAACAACAAGGGCGAGUUGAAAAUAUGCGAUUUUGGCAUGUCACGUCAGUAUGGGAGUCCACUCAAGCCUUAUACACAGUUGGUGGUUACACAGUGGUAUAGGGCACCUGAACUACUACUAGGAGCAAAACAGUAUUCAACAGCGAUUGACAUGUGGUCAGUUGGUUGUAUAAUGGCUGAAUUAUUAUAUAAACAACCGUUGUUCCAAGGAAAAGGAGGAAGUGAAAUUGAUCAGCUUCAUAAGGUUUUUGCAAUUCUUGGCACACCAAAUGAAAUGAUUUGGCCUGGGUUAUCAAGAUUACCAGGAAUCAAAGCUAAUUUUGUUAAGCAACCGUACAAUAUGUUGCGCAAGAAGUUCCCUCUCACUUCUUUCACUGGCUCUCCAGUUCUAUCUGAUUUGGGAUUGGAUUUGUUAAACAAACUUCUUACUUAUGACCCUGAGAAGCGAAUAACAGCAGAUGCUGCUCUUGAUCAUGAUUGGUUCCGUGAGGUUCCUCUUCCGAAAGCCAAAGAGUUCAUGCCUACAUUUCCACCAAGGCAUGCCGGAAAAAGGUAGAAGAGUAGCUAGAAGCCUUGAACAGCUCAGGGAAGUCAUCAGCGUUUUUUCUCACUUUGCACCAUAGCGCUCUGACAUUUUGUUUCGUAACUACCUUUAUGAGAAAGUCUUGGCAGCUCGUGGAAGUCACCAACAUUUUUUCACAUUGCUAUUAUUGCUUGUUGGCAUAUUGUUUUCUAAUGUUUAGAAUGAUUUUUAAAAAGGGGAAGGGAUUACGAGAUAUUAUGCUGUCUUGGCAGGCACAUAGAUGAUGUGCUUGUUGCAUGGAGAUCAAAUUCCAGGAUCUAUUAAGCCUGCUAUGGUGGACCAUAAAUGCUUAUGGUCCUUUAAGCUGCAAGGUGUGGGGUCUUCUCUUUGAUAUCUUCUUUUGUCCAAUAUUUGUUGGUUUCAGUUGUAACUUCUGUAAAUAUUCUCAGUAACGGAAAAAGGAGAUGCUCGACUUUUACAACUUUACCUAUUUAUUCAUUUAUAUCAAUGAACUCUAUUCACUCUAUUUCUUUAAA
Carica papaya (papaya) is the source of this 2913-nucleotide messenger RNA. RefSeq names its product Protein kinase superfamily protein. Gene Ontology annotation, cellular component: nucleus. The record is from RefSeq and is a predicted model, not a curated record. Gene Ontology annotation, biological process: protein phosphorylation; regulation of mitotic cell cycle. Gene Ontology annotation, molecular function: protein serine/threonine kinase activity; ATP binding. NCBI's taxonomy places the organism in Eukaryota, Viridiplantae, Streptophyta, Magnoliopsida, Brassicales, Caricaceae.